UUCUCUCCAACGCCAAUCUCUCUACUACAUAUAUCGUAUCAGUUCUGUUCAGUUCACUGCAGUUUUACUAUCGAGCUGUUGUGUGUAGUGUCGCAUCAUGUCGCAUUACACAUUUUUAAUAGUUAAUCAUAUUUAACAAGGGUGAUUCAUGAACGUAUAUCAAUAAUACAAUGUGUCAAAAAUAAUAUUAAAAAUAUCAUUUUAAAACUAUUUAAAUAUUAUGUUAUGGAGCCAAUUAAAACAAGUCAAGCUAAAUGUAAUUCACUAAAUCCUGGGCAUUAUGCUAGGACCAAUAGAUAUUGCGUUGAAAAUGAUAAUAACGAGGAGAAUGAGCACAAUAAAUCAUCAGAAGCCUACAAAAAUUUGAUUUCACAGCACAGUACGUGGCCAGUAAAACGUGAUACAUGGACUGGUCAACAAAUUAAUUAUCCUGAUCAACAAAAUUCAUCGACAAGUUACAAUGAAAUGGCAAGUAUAGUGAACUAUGGAGAAAAUGGAUGUCUAGAUGGUAGACAUGGCCAACGACGUCUAGGAGCUAAAGUGGAUGUUGUCUAUAGUCUUCUAGGAAUGCUAGGAAGUACAGAUGGACGGGAAGAUAUGAGUGCAACUCUCUUAGCAAUGAGCAAUUCAAUCGACAGUUGUUUAAUAAUGCGACAAUCUGGUUGUCUACCACUAUUAAUUCAAUUAAUUCAUGCAAAUGGACAAAACCCUGAGACACGAGAGCGUGCAACACGUGCUUUACAUAAUGUAGUUCAUGCAAGAAGUGAUGAAAAAAUAGGAAGACGUGAAGCACGGGUGUUGAGACUGCUAGAACAGAUAAGAGAUUAUUGUCAGAUGUUACGGAUAUCAUUGAAAUCAGAACGGCCUUUAGAUGAUCUUGAAAGACAUCCUGGUCCUACCAUAGCAGCUUUGAUGAAACUAUCUUUUGAUGAAGCACAUCGACAUGCCAUGUGCCAACUUGGUGGACUACAUGCUGUAACAGAGCUUAUUGAAAUGGAUCACGCGGUACACGGGAGUGAUUCUGAUGAUCAGAGUUGUAUAACUUUACGUAGAUACGCUGGAAUGGCAUUGACUAAUCUAACAUUUGGCGAUGGGAAUAAUAAAGCACUGCUCUGUUCUUUUCGUGAAUUCAUGAAAGCCUUGGUAUCACAAUUGAGAAGUUCGAGUGAUGAUUUACGUCAAGUUACAGCUAGUGUGUUGCGUAAUUUAUCAUGGCGUGCUGAUAGUAGUAGCAAGCAGACUCUUAGGGAAGUUGGUGCGGUGACGGCUUUGAUGAGAGCAGCAAUGGAAGGUAGAAAGGAAUCAACACUCAAGUCAAUUCUAUCAGCUUUAUGGAAUUUAUCAGCACACUGUAGCACUAAUAAAGUUGAUAUUUGUGCUGUUGAAGGAGCACUAGCAUUUCUCGUUGAUAUGCUAAGUUAUAAAGCUCCAUCUAAGACCUUGUCGAUUGUAGAAAAUGCUGGAGGAAUUCUUAGGAAUGUAUCAAGUCACAUUGCUUUGAGAGAAGACUAUCGUGCUAUUGUAAGGGAACGUGGUUGUUUGCAAGUUCUUCUGAGACAAUUAAGAUCACCAAGUUUAACUGUUGUUAGUAAUGCUUGUGGUACUCUUUGGAAUUUAUCAGCUCGUUGUCCACAUGAUCAACGUCUCCUCUGGGAUCUUGGAGCCGUACCAAUGCUACGAAGUCUAGUACAUUCAAAACAUAAAAUGAUAUCAAUGGGUUCAUCAGCAGCAUUGAAAAACCUCCUUAAUGCUCGGCCAUAUGGUAGUAACUUGGUACAUUUGGAUUCAACUGCAAGAUGUUUGGGCUUACCAACUCUACCUUCACUUGCGGUACGACGUCAGCGUGCACUGGAGCAAGAAAUUGAUCAAAAUCUGUCGGAAACAUGUGAUAACAUUGAACCUAGUACAUCUCCAACUAAUAAGGAAGAUAAAUUCUCAUUUAAAAUUGAUUCCAAUUAUGAAGAUCUUACACUUCAAAGAAAAACUUAUCAGAAUCAUAAUAACCAGGAAGUUUUACCAAAAACAAAUGGAGUAUCUCGAAGUGAAAGCAAGGAAUCGAUGCGUUCAGUCACCAGCACUCAUUCAGAUACGAUAUUCGAACGAGUCAAUAGAUACGCAUCUAAUGAGCUUACACCAAAUGAAUUACAAUCUAAACAACAAUCUUUAUCAUUACAUUCUGCUGUUAGUUUCAAUGCAUACGGGGUAUCGAGUCAAACAGAAAAACGAUAUGCUCUUCAUUAUAAAAAUGUCAUACCUGAGCAGUUACAGCUCAUGGAAAUUGAUGUCAAUGAUCGCAACAUGAAAUCUAUCACUUCAACGAUAUCAUGGGCAAUUGCUGAUGAUCAAAAAUCAUCUUGUUCUUUAUUACAAUCAUCAGUUAAAGAUAAAUUAUCACUAGCAGAAUCAACCGAAUCAAUAGCUAAUAAAAAUUCUAAUGAUUACGAAACAUUUGGACAUAAAUUAACUAAUUAUAAAAAUUCAUCAGCACGAUCAUCAACUGAUUCAAUUGUUUUUAAUGAAUCUACAAAAUUGUUAGAUAAAUCACGUUUCUUACAUGCAUCAAAUCACAAGCUGGAAAGUGAUCCUUUUGGUAAUUAUGCUGAGACUGAUCUUGAUGAGCCAACUAAUUAUAGUUUACGCUAUGCUGAACGCAAUUUGGAUGAAGAUGAAAAACCAAGACUGGAAUAUUUAUUAGAAAAUGAACAACCCAUAGAAGAUACUGUAAAAACUUAUUACACUGAAGGUACACCACAUGAUACUUCAUUGAAUCCAUCUCGUGCAACAUCACAGUCAGACCUGCAGUAUGAUAAAAUGAAACAAGGUAAAUUAGAGCUAAAUAAAAAUAAAUCCAAUGAUGAUAUUCAAUAUUUUUUGAAAGGUAAAUCCAAUAAAAAAGUGCUGGAGAGUUAUAAGAAGUUAGCUCAAAAUCAACUUGAUUCUUUGAAUAUAAAAAAACCAGAUAAUCUGAAAUCAUCAAUUAAUAUUGACUCCAAUAUAACUAAUAUUAACUUAGCGAUCAAUAGUGAGACGAAAAUAAUCAAUGAACCGUAUUCAAUUGAACAGAAAGUAAUAAAGAAACAAAAUGGUAUAAUAGAAUUAGAAAGCCUGACUGAAUCAAUAGCUAGUGAUGGUGAUGAUGAUGAUGAAGACUUAUUAGCAGCUUGUAUUCAUAUUGGUAUGCAAAAUAAUCGACAUAUGCAAUCAUUUAGAAGAAAUAUUUCUGAUGAUGAUAAUUUGCAUGAAGAAAAUAAUGAUAAUUGUUAUCAUUUAGAGUCAAUGGAUGAUGAGAAUAAAAAUUCAAAAAAUCAGAAUGAUUUAACAUCAACUAAACCACCAUCUGUAAAUAAAAUAACGAUGAAUAUUGUUGAUGAUAAUGUUGAAGAUAAAUUAAAAUCUAGUCAAGGAAUCCUAUCCCAACCUGUGAGUACAGAAUCGUUUAAUUCUGUUGAUAAAUCAGAGCAAGUUUUACUAGAGUUAUGUAUUAAACCAGAAAAUCCAGUAAAUAAUACCGAAGAAGCUGAUAAUCAGACAGAAAAAUAUAGACGCCAGCGUGAUCCAGAUGCAAUGAUAGCAUCACUAGACCGUUUAACAGCAACUCUAGUUCAACAGACUGAAGCAAUGCGUGAAAAAGAAUCAAUAACAAUGAAGCAAAGUCUUCACAGUGAUUCAUGGAAUGAAGAUUCUCCAAAUGAUUCAUCGUUUCCAACAAUCAGCAUGAGUGUACCAUUAAUAGCGUCAUUUAAGAGUGAUACCCAAGAAGAAAUGGUUGAAGUUUUUUCUAAUAUCAAUAAAGACACAAUUAUGGAAGAGUCUAAUACAGCAGCUGCUGAAAUAAUUGAAGCAGAGGCUCUCAAAGUAGCUGAAGCAAUGACUAAUGAGUUUAAUGUUAAUCAGAACACUCAAGAUCUUGAUGAUAUUAAACCUCCAUCACUAAUGAACAGCAUUCUAUCAUUGACCAUGAGUUUUGUGGGGACAGAAAAUGGCGAUGAUCAACGCAAUUCAACGUCUCUUCCUCCAACAUUGUUGAAAUCUAGGAUUUUUGAUAACCAUGGCAGAAAAAAGUCUCUUCCAGUGAGUAUCGCUGCUAAACGAUCACUAGUCAAGGAGUAUGUACAUACAGGAAGUCUAGAAAAUUUAUUAAACGACACUAGUAUUGGUAAUGUUUCACAGCUGGAGAAUGUCAAGCCACCUUCAAUGAUGGAUGAAAUUCUAGACAAUGGAGAUAUGGAGAACAGUAUGUUAAGUGUUGCAAGUAUUGUAUCUGAGAUAGCAGAUAGUAAAAAUCCCAACUCUGGAAGUUCAUUGAUUCAUGACGUUAAUAAAACUCCUAGCAAACAUCUAGGCUCUUCCAACAAUAGUCACAAUGAAUACCUUGAAAACAUAAAUCCACCCUCGUUAUUUAAUGUGAUUAGUGAAAUAGAUGAUACUACAAUGGAUGCCAAUACUGAAACCCUAUACAGUGAUACUCUUUGUAUUGAUAAUCAACUUCAAAUAGAUGAAACAAAUGUUGAUAAAAAUACAACGGACCAGGAUGUCAAUGAUAAUGAUACUGAUGAUGCUGCUACACCGAUAUCAACAGAGUACAGCAGUUCAGCAGAGUCAACACCGAAGAAGAUUCCCAAAAAGCAACAAGUAACUCCAAAACAACGAAGACAACUGGCUAAAGAGAGGUACAGGACUUAUACAAUAGCAGCAAAGUUGAUUAAAAAAGAAGGAAAUGAUGGUGCGAAGAAAGAUAAAUUUGAAACGCAAAUAAAUCGUACUAAAUUAACUCCAAAACAACGUCGUCAGGAAGAUCCAUCAAGAUUUCAAACACAGAUUUUACAUUCAAUACCCAAAGCAUCUUUAAUUCCAUCACCUAAAACCGUUGUUAGUACUAAAGUGUCAUUGGAGUCAGAGAGUCAAAUAAUAUCUAAUGAAAAUAAUAUCGUUCUGUUUGCUUUAAAUGAUUCUACGAAAGCUGAUAAAUCUCUGCUUGACUGUGAAACAUUGAAUUUGGUGACAAAUAAUUUAGAGACUGAAAAAGAUCCCCAAAGAGAUGCUGGAGAUGUUGAUCGGCAAACAUCUGAAAAUAAUUCUGAUGUCAAUAAUAAAAUGGAAUCAACAGAAGCUUCAGAAAACAGUGAAUCAGAAAAUGAAAAUCAAAUUAAAGAGAAAGUAUUGAAGAGACCUCGUAUCAUUAAACCAAAAAUUCAAGAAGCUGGUGAGGAUAAUUGUGAAGAAAAAUCACCAUCAAAUAGUCCUAAGGCUAUCAGAGGACGUAGAAAGGCUUUGUAUUCAAAUCCAAAUAAAAAAGUAUCAUCAACACCUGCUACAUCUGCUCAUAUAAACAUCUCUGGUGGACGUACAAGUGUCUCGCCGAUGGUUCGAAAUACUAGAGCAUCAACACUCAAACAAAAUGUGAUGAAUGAUUAUCAAACAAAGUCUGGAGUCACUCAGAAAAUAUCAUCGACGGUCAAGAAUAUGACAGUGAAUAAAAGAAGUUCAAUUCCACAAAGAAAAUCAUCAACAAGUCUUGCUAACAAAUCGGCUAAAAAUUUAAAUAGCUCUGCGGACAAUGGAUCAUCUGGACAUCAAAGCACUCAAGUGCCAAAGCCUCUGGAAAGGCAAAAUACUUUUACCAAAGACGAGCCGGAAAUGGAGAAUGUACCGAGUGUUGUUCCAGCAUCACCAAGUAAAUCAAAGAUAGCUAAACCUGUGCGUGGAUCGAUGACAAAAAUUUCAUCAACUAAAUCAAAAAUUGCUGCUAAAACUGGACCUCAGCAGUCGAAAUUAACUAAAUGUGUUAGUGCUGAACGAAUAGCAAGUCCUAAAGGACCUAGCACAGUAGUGAAUAAAAGAUAUUCUGGUACAGAAAGUAAAAUAUUAUCAAGCAACAUCAAUACUAAUACUAAAAUACCGAAGAAACCAAUCAAUCUUGGACAAAGGUCUAAUAGUAAUUCAAGCAUUGUAGCAUCAAGCUCUGAAUUAACUAAAAAAUUGACCAAGGAGACGACGAGUAAAGUCGCAACGUUGUGGAAGAAGGUUGAUGAAAAUAGGAAUAAACGAUUUCAGAAGUGUAAGUCAGAACAAAGUGAUACUGGAGCAGCUGAAUUAUCUAGUGGAACUAAAACAGUGAGUCAUUCACCAACACGACUAUUCCGUAGUUCAACAUUCAAUGGUAUAACAACUGAUGUUGAUGCUGAUUGUCAAGGAAUAGAUCAAGAUUCUUGUGACUUGACUGGUUCAAGUACAGGUGAUGUUCCAUGUAAGAUACCAGUUAGAUGUUCUAGCUCCAAAGUCAAUGAAAAGUUUGAUAAUAGAACAGUGGUGAUGAGGAAAGAUCAUACAGAAACAUCACAGAAUAAUCAAAUAAAACGUAUCUCUCGACUUGGGUCUUUUAUUAGUGUUGAUUCUCCAGGUAAUACUGAUAAUAUUCAAAUACCAACUAUUAAUUAUUCUUCAAGAUCAAAGCUAUCAACACCGAAUGCUAUAAAAACCAAUGAAAGUGGUGAUAUUACUGCUUCACAUCAAGUAAUGACCGCAUAAAAAUCAUUUUUAAGACAUUACCAUAAUUUUUAUUAAUUUAAUUAUACUUAAUACGAUUAAGUAUUAUUCUUUGUUACUAAUUUAUCAUUAAAUAACUUAUCUUAUUUAAUUUUUUUGAGAAAAUAAAAUGAUAAAUCAACAUUGAUAUUUUAUUGAAUUUUUUUUUUUUUGCUUAAAAAAAAAGUAAGAAAUAAUUAGAACAAACAAAAAAAUGAUAAAUAAUUCAUACUUAAAGCUUAUUCUUAUAUUGUAAUUUAUUUAAAUUGAGUAAAUGCAUUUAAUAA
Messenger RNA from Chelonus insularis, 6812 nucleotides. RefSeq lists its product as uncharacterized. The transcript is spliced from 3 exons. Gene Ontology annotation, biological process: regulation of cell differentiation; nervous system development; pattern specification process. Gene Ontology annotation, molecular function: gamma-catenin binding; beta-catenin binding; microtubule binding. Lineage: Eukaryota; Metazoa; Arthropoda; Insecta; Hymenoptera; Braconidae. The coding region runs from base 226 to 6528 and encodes 2100 amino acids. The record is from RefSeq and is a predicted model, not a curated record. Gene Ontology annotation, cellular component: beta-catenin destruction complex; catenin complex; cytoplasmic microtubule.